This is a messenger RNA of Bradysia coprophila, 1851 nucleotides long. RefSeq lists its product as uncharacterized. The record is from RefSeq and is a predicted model, not a curated record. NCBI's taxonomy places the organism in Eukaryota, Metazoa, Arthropoda, Insecta, Diptera, Sciaridae.
AUGACGUCUGAGAAAUACGCGGCUCAAAAGAUUCAACAGCUAACUUCUUGUCUUACAAUUAUGUUCGCAGGUAAUCAGGAAUAUGUGUCUCCGAUUGAAGCAGAACACCAAAAAACGAAAGCGAAACAGUUCGAUGAUUUCAUCGCCAAUUUGAAAACCAAGUUUUCAAGUACUAAUUCUAAGGACGAGAAAUAUCAAAUUCUAACGAUGCUACCGACUGAAUGGAGUAAAGGUGUUAUGUCUGUACCAAAUCCGAAGUUACCAAGCAACAUUUUACAACGUUCCACUAAAGAAGCUGUGCAAACAUUCUAUCUUGAAGAUGAUAUAAGUCGAAUGAUGCCUGGAAAGAAUGACUGUGUGUCAAUGACUGUAAACGGUAAAAAACAAAAGGUGCAAAAACGUAUGAUUCUCAGCACCUUGAGACAGACGUACCAAGAAUUUAAAAAUCGUCAUGAGACUAUCAAGGUCAGCCUGUCCUACUUUAUGAAAUGCCGGCCGAAAAAUUGCAUAUUCUUGGGAGCUCCUGGAACUCAUUUCAUUUGUGUUUGCACAAUACAUCAGAAUGUUAAACAAAUGGUCUACAGUGGAAAAUUGAGUAAACACACCUGUGGAGAACUAAUGCAUUAUGAACAUUGCGUUGCGAAAGUUACUUGCAAUCCGCCCCAACAAAAAUGUUUUAUGCGAACGUGUAAGAACUGCCCAAAAAUGCUAGCUUUUAAAAAAUAUCUGAUCAAUGCAUUGAAAAUUGGUAUGAAUGGGGAAAGCGAUAAGGAAGUUGAGUUCGGAGACCACUGUGAUGAUGAUGUACUGGAAAUUGAAGAUGUCAGUGAAAUUGAACACAUGGAAGGAUUGAAUGAAGAUGAGGACAGUGACGAAUCGGAUGGGAAUGAGGCCGAUGAAACAGAGCACGAGACCGGAAUUGAAAGCGAAGACAGUGAAGCCAAUGGUGAUGAAUACGACGACGAAGAAAUAAUCCAUUUCAGGCAAUGGGUGUCUACAGAUCGGUGUGAAUUUAAACAUUUUGCAAUGCCCAUAUCUAAAUUCGUGGACGAUUUUGCUGUCAAACUCGAGAAGCUAAUUACCCAUAUUUUUAUUACGAAUGAACAAACAGCUUUCUUGAAAUGGUGCAGAGACAGUCUGAAAAUUGGAGAGUUUUUGAUAUGGGGUGACUUUGCAGAGAACUUUUCAUUUGUGAUACAAAACGAGGCUCAAGGAUAUCAUUGGGCAAGAAAACAGGCGACAGUGCACCCUUUCGUAAUUUAUUAUAAAAAUGAGAAGAAUGAACUGGCGCAUUUGAACUACGUCAUCAUUUCAGACUGUCUAAAGCACGACAGUGUCGCAGUGUAUUUGUUUAUUUCGAAGCUUGUCAAAUUUUUGGAAGGUCGAUUUAAAGUAAUAACAAAACUGUAUUACUUUACCGAUGGGUGCGCUGGACAGUAUAAAAAUCGCAAAAAUUUUUCUACUGUAUACUACCACAAAAUUGAUUUUGGAUAUGAAUGUGAAUGGCAUUUCCAUGCAACAUCUCAUGGAAAAGGUCCGUGCGAUGGUAUAGGCGGUACUUUAAAACGUAGUGCCGCUCGCGCAAGCUUGGGUCGAACAUACGAAAAGCAAAUCGAUUCGGCAGAACUAUUGUUUGAGUGGGCCUCAUCGUCGGACAUGGACAUGCACUUCGAGUAUUCAACAACUGCUGAACACGAAAGCAUGACAAUUCAGUUACGUGACCGUUUUAAUGCAGCAAAAUUAAUAAAAGGAACCCUUAAGUACCACUGCUUUAUUCCAAGAGAUAGUGGAGAACUCAUGGUAAAAUAUUAUUCGGCUGACCCAGACCAUAAAAUGGUCAAAAUCGUGUGA